GCUAUUCCACGGCCGCGCUGACGCAUCGUCUUGCUCAAAGUCGUUGCACGAAUCCGACGGCGUCGAGGUCGUCCCGAGGCUUGUAGCCAGCGCUAUGAGUAGCGGGGUAGGAGGCUGAAGGGAGGGCGGAACCAAACAAGACCGGCUGAACAGACGUCAUCUCACACAUCUCGGCCCGUUCGGAGGUGCGCCGAUACCCACUUCCGAGCUAUCGCUCAUCUUGCAAACGCAGCAUCCCUCACGCCGCCCAUGCGGCGCACACCGCCGUCUUUCCACGAACUAUCUGUUAUCAAUGAUGUCCUAUACAGCGGACAGCGGGACUAAGCGGAAACGAGUGACGCGCGCGUGCGACAAGUGCCAUCGGAAUGGGUCAAAGUGCAGCCGCACGCCCGGCGGCGACCGCUGUGUUCGCUGCGUCGAACUCGGUAUACCCUGCACCUUCGAUCGGCCGGUUAAGCGGCGUGGACCACCGGCGCGCCGCGCCCGUGUCGAGGACGGCGAGUCACCGCGCUCGCGCCCCGCAUCUCUCCGCAGGCCCCAAACGCCAGGUGCAGGAACCAGUGCAUCUAGCGCGAGUUCGCCGCCCCUCGAAGUCCCACUCACCUUUUGGCAACACGACGACCUGCUGGACCGCGCCACGGUUGAGGGGCUCGCUGACAUUUUUCUCCGCACCAUGUAUCCGCUUCGCCCAUUUAUCCACUGGCCAAGCAUGAUGGCGGAUAUACGCGCCGGACGCUAUCGCUCCAACUGGGGAGUGUUUAUCGUCACCAUUGCGAUGUGCGCCAUGGCUGCCAGCAAGCUCGCCGACGGUGGCGUGCCGGGCGAAAUCCCCAUUGCCCUUCAAGCACGUGCAGGCGUGCUAGCCACCGAAUGCUACACAAUAGCUGUAGCCGCUGUCCGGCGCGAUGUCGAUGCUGAGCUACCCAUAGACGUCCUGCCAUUGCUCAAGGCGCGCUCGCUUCUUGGAUGCACUUGUAUGCAACGAGGGCAUCGCACAGCCGCACUCGCACACUACGGAGAAUACUCGAUCAUAUCGGCUCAGGCAGGCUUUCACGACGAGGCGAACUGGCCGUCUGAGAUUUCGGAAAUACAGCGACAAGAGCGUCGUAGACUGUUCUGGUUCGCAUAUCAGGCGGACUAUUACACGUCAACAACACUGAGCUUGCCACCGAGACACAGAGAAGCUCGUGCGCGCGUAAACUACCCAGCCGACGCGGACGACGACGACAUUUCGGAUACGGCUGUGUCGCUGCGCCUUGGACACAUCUCGUUCAUGAAGGGAUGGAACGUAUGUUCGGACUUGUAUCGCAUGAUUGAGCAUGUGUACGACAACCUGCGCGCGGAUCCUGAUGGACAUGAUGAGGAAGACCACAUUACAGCGUUUCUAGCUGGCGCGAGUAACAUUGACUCGCACGCCGCGCUCAAGCUCCUCACACGCCUCUUGGACGACCUCCCACCAGAACUACGACGAGUCAAGCCGAUGACGGGCAAUAUAGAACUGGACAGACUAGGCUUCAUCGCGACCAAUAUCAUUAUCACGGCGCAAACGCUAAAGAUGAUGCUCGCCCUCAGUGAUCGCUCAAGUGUGCACCACCGCUGCGCAAUUGCGAGCGAGCUGCUGGACGAACUAGCGACUCUCCCCGCGUCGUACUUGCAGGCGUCGAGCGUUACUACACUCCAACAUCUCGCGCACGUUGGACACCUCCUGUCGGGCGUCAUUGACGGCCCCCUUCCAGCCUGGACAUACCUACAGGUUCGGAACAUUCUGCUCGUGUUGUCAGAGUUUAUCCGAACACUUGAGGCUGGGCGACCUACCCCCUGGGACCUCGCGACCAAACUUCGUGAACAGAUCGACCGCAUCGACCGAAACAUGAUACAGGCUGAGACCGCCACAAUCCCUGGGCUGGCAGAUAGUCUGAUACGCUCUGUUGGCGCUUCCGCGGACAACGGCGCGAGUGUAUCGUUGUUGGGCGCCGGAGCUUCGACAUCAGCCCCGCCACUCCCUGACCCUCCAGCCCCACGACCUGCGUCAACUAGCACCCGUAUACUUCCGGUUCCCAACCGCAUGAUCUCUAUCGAGGCAGGGUUAGGCUCACAUCUCUCGCCUCUUGGUCCCGCAGAGUCUAUAUCCCAUCCGGUGGCCGACGAGUCGCUAAUUCAAGACCCCCUCGCGGCUCUCCCAGUCAGAGAUCUCAUUCCCCCACACGAUGCGCUGUCCGCUCUUCAACUAGGCAGUGACCCGACAGUGUCAUCUUUCGAUGCGCUUGGCUUCGCCGCGUCACAAGGCAUGUUCGAGUCUGGUGGAGCGUCAAUGGAUGACGCCCUUAUCGGCGAGUUUCUGCGCUACUGGCCGGCUCACGGCAUGCUGGCCGAUGCAGUGCAUGAGGGUUCGCCAUAUCCAGGGGCGGGCAUUUGAGAAGUGUUAACCCGUGGACACCUAUAAGUGCAGAUGAUUCAUGACAUAUCUAGAUAACAUUGUAAUAUUGAAGGUCCUACUACGGUCUGGGCUUCUGCAUUUCUCGGGUC
This is a messenger RNA of Cutaneotrichosporon oleaginosum, 2526 nucleotides long. RefSeq lists its product as uncharacterized. NCBI's taxonomy places the organism in Eukaryota, Fungi, Basidiomycota, Tremellomycetes, Trichosporonales, Trichosporonaceae. Gene Ontology annotation, molecular function: DNA-binding transcription factor activity, RNA polymerase II-specific; zinc ion binding; DNA binding. The record is from RefSeq and is a predicted model, not a curated record. Gene Ontology annotation, biological process: regulation of DNA-templated transcription; DNA-templated transcription.